AUGUGGGGUUGGAGCUAUAACACCAAUCUCUUGCGCUUCUCCUCUUCUCAAUUGACUCUCUUUGCCUCUAUUAGACACACAAAAAUGACGAAUACAUUGGAAAAGCCAACUGGCGAGUAUCGUCAGUACCUGCCGGAUCUCAGCCUGGAGCGCUUCCAGGUGAUGUGCCAGCAGGAUGCCCACGAGUACGCACAUGCUUUUAAGACAGGCCACCAACCGCCGUGGCUACAUGCAUUGUAUAUGCACUGGCUAGAGUUGUUGCAAGAGCCUUUCAAGGGUGUCACUACCGACGGAAAUGUCCGCCCGGGCCUAUUUACACUACAAGAAGAAGACGUUCCAAUCCAGGAUAUUGUCAGCGCAACAGAAGCGGUCACAGCUCUGCUUGAAGACAAACAAAAAGAAGCUAUCAACUACCACAUCGAUUCCCCACAAUGGCGCACAUGGUCCAACCCAGAGUUCUUGCUAGCGCACAAGGGAAUCCGACUCGACGAAGUCAAUUCGCAAACCCGUGACGCUGUCAUGAACGUGCUGAAAACAACCCUCUCCCCCGAGGGUUACGACAAAGCCGUCAGCGCAAUGCGAAUCAAUCAUUUCCUUGGCGAACUGGUCAAGUCGCCCGCUGUGAUGAAUGAAUUCUCUUAUAAUUUCGUUCUUUUCGGUCGUCCAUCCACCACCAGACCCUGGGGCUGGUCCUUCUAUGGCCACCAUCUAUGUCUGAAUAUUUUCCUGUACAAAGGGCAGAUCGUCGCGUCGCCAUGGUUCACGGGCGCAGAACCAAAUGAGAUCGACGCGGGUCCACAUGCCGGCACGCGUAUCAUGCAGUUGGAAGAAAAGCUCGGGCUACAGCUUAUGCAGUCGCUUUCGGCCGAACUCCAGUCCUCGGCGCGUGUCUUUGCUCAAAUGAAAGAUCCCGCCAUGCCGCCCGGUCGCUGGAACAAGGAUGAUCAACGCCAUUUGUGCGGUGCGUACCGAGACAAUCGCGAAGUGCCCUAUGAGGGAAUUCUAGCCUCGACAUUUGACUCCGCACAGAAGAAUCUGAUGUACGGAAUCUUGGAGCAAUACCUUUUGUAUUUGCCAGCGAAAUCACGGGCAAUGAAAAUCGAGCAGGUGCGUGCUCAUGAAGAGGAGACGUACUUUUCUUGGAUUGGAGGAUUUGGGGACGAAGAUCCAUUCUACUAUAGGAUUCAGAGUCCGGUUAUUCUCGUUGAAUUUGAUCACCACUCAGGCGUGUUCUUGAACAACGAGGAGCCGAAGAAGUUCCACAUUCACACACUUCUUCGGACACCGAAUGGGGGUGAUUAUGGUCAGGCACUGCGUCCUCUCAUUCCGGCUGUUGAGGGUUUGAAUGGGAAGGAAAUUGUCUGGUAG
Penicillium salamii is the source of this 1368-nucleotide messenger RNA. NCBI's taxonomy places the organism in Eukaryota, Fungi, Ascomycota, Eurotiomycetes, Eurotiales, Aspergillaceae. The record is from the annotation of a GenBank genome assembly.